CGAUGAUGUGCCCCUUGUGCGGCCGCCGACAGAGCGCAUGUCAGCAAAGCUAUAUCCGGGCUUAGUUCCCUUCUAUAGCUGCCUCUCGACGCUCUAGUGAUUUACUAUGAAGAAUGGCUGACUCGUCGCUCGAAGCUGGCCAUCGAUGGGCUAUAGUUACGCCUGACGAUCGUAGUGGAGUUCUUUACAUCGUUGCAUUUUUAGCGUUCACGUACUCGAGUCUCACCUUCCUCGCACGAUGCUUCAUCAAAUGGCAUGUAUUAGGCUUCGACGAUGCAGCAAUGGCGCUUGCGCAGGUUGCCUGUCUCGUACAGUUCUCCCUCCUCCUAGUCUCUCUUUCUGCUGGUCUAGGAAAGACAUUUGACCUCCUCAGCGUAGAUAAGUACGCAGCAAUGGCCAAAGCCCAGUUCGGAACUCAAAUCGCCCUCUAUGUCUCCCUCGGCUUCUCGAAAAUCGCUACAAUCCUACUCAUACAACGCCUCUUCACCCGCGAUAUGAGAACAGCAUGGCAGAUCUGCAAUGUUGUCACUGGCUGCGUAGCUGCUUGGACAGUUCUUGCUAGCUUUCUUGUAUCAGCCGGCUGCUCACCGGAAAGCAUGGCCCCUAAAAGCCCGUCGGAGACCUGCCCUACCAUCAUCGCCCGCUACCAAUUCGUUGUGGCCACAGACGCAAUCACCGACAUUAUCCUUGUCAUUAUUCCUGCAUACCUAUGCUGGCAACUCCACAUGUCCGUCAUCGUCAAACUACAAGUUCUUGCAGUCUUUUCUUUCCGACUACCUCUCAUCCCACUCGCCGGCCUAUUUCUAAAAACGUGGAUCCGCUCGUUAUCGACCAGCAACCCUGGCGUGGACCGCACACCAGCGAUUAUAUUCCAUCAGUGCCAACUUUGCGUUUCUCUGAUAGCGGGCACAAUACCCUGUCUAAAAUCCUUCAUCCGCAGCUUCGACACAGGCAGCGGCGUAAAAGCAGGGUUCGGCUCAUCGAACGAAUACGGCUCCAAUGGUCCUAAUAGCACCAGCGCAACAAAGCAACAAAGCUACCAGCUUUCUACACUGAAGCGCAGCAAAAUCAGUUCAUCACAGACGCGAAGCCGCGUAGACGAGGACGACGGCAAUAUCAAUGAGAAUCCGUUGCCGUUCACGAGUGGACGAACCAAUCAGCCACCACUAGCAUGGGAUAGGAGUAAUAGAGCGGGAUAUGAGUGGCAAGAGCUGGAGCCCGAUAGAGACAGCCAGGGCAGUAGACAAGAGUUGUUUAUUCGAAAAGACACAGCGUGGGAAGUUGGCAGUGAUACGAGGCGGAGAAGUGAUACGCCCGGGAUAUUGGUCUUGCCACAGUAAAUGGCAGGAGAGGGUAUGAGGCGACCCCAUGGAGGGGACAAAAUUAAAUCUUUGCAAUCUUUUUCACUCCUAGAUAGAGUAGAUACCAUAAAGGGAAACCGGCGUAAUCUCAAAAAUGGAAAUCAGGCGCGAUGGUAAAUUGCGUUUAGGACAUGGUGAU
Cucurbitaria berberidis CBS 394.84 is the source of this 1500-nucleotide messenger RNA. RefSeq lists its product as uncharacterized. The transcript is spliced from 3 exons. NCBI's taxonomy places the organism in Eukaryota, Fungi, Ascomycota, Dothideomycetes, Pleosporales, Cucurbitariaceae. The record is from RefSeq and is a predicted model, not a curated record. The coding region runs from base 114 to 1340 and encodes 408 amino acids.